Scutellospora calospora is the source of this 252-nucleotide messenger RNA. The record is from the annotation of a GenBank genome assembly. NCBI's taxonomy places the organism in Eukaryota, Fungi, Glomeromycota, Glomeromycetes, Diversisporales, Gigasporaceae.
AUGUCAAAAAAAAUAACAAAUAUUCAUACCAAAAUAACUAAUAAGUAUAAUCAAUCGAAUUUAAAAGAUAAUAAGUCACAAGAUUUUCUUGGAGAAAUUGUUAAAGAGUUGUGUAAUCUGUAUAAUGAAGAAAGUUCUAAAUUCAAAAGUGAAGAAUUAAUUUUUGAAAUAUUGGAACAAUUUCUAGCCGAAAAAAAGCAAAAUCCAGAUAAUAUUAUCAAUUGGUGCUUGAAUGAUGAAAUAAAUCCUACA